Molecule: messenger RNA, 3572 nt
Organism: Sinocyclocheilus anshuiensis
Lineage: Eukaryota; Metazoa; Chordata; Actinopteri; Cypriniformes; Cyprinidae
Product: protein 4.1-like
Exons: 20
Coding region: 145-2847 (900 amino acids)
Biological process (GO): cortical actin cytoskeleton organization; actomyosin structure organization
Cellular component (GO): cytoskeleton; plasma membrane
Molecular function (GO): cytoskeletal protein binding
Source: RefSeq, a predicted model, not a curated record
UUCACUACGUUGGCUCUUCUCCCAGAAAGGUUUCGGUGUGGGAAUUUAAAUUUUACAUUUCUGAGGCUGUCGGAGGCUCUUUAACCGGAGACCACAUCCUCAAAGUUUCGCCGAGCGCGUCUAGACUGGAAAAGUGUGCCGGGCAUGAUGACGACAGAGGUGGGAUCAGAGACAGACGUGAAGAAGGAACCGGAGAAGGUUCCUGAAGUCCAGCAGCAGACAGACCAGCCCGACAAACCCGCUGAGAGCAACGACCAGCCGCAGGAGGAGAGCCAGAGCGCCGAGGCCAAGAACGAUCGGGAAGCGGCUGCGUCUCCGGAGCCCAGCAGUCCUCCUCCUGCUGCCGGUGGCCAGAAGAAAGAGAAGGGCAUCUCCCGCUUUCUGCCUCCAUGGCUUAAACGACAGAAAUCCCAGAGCCAAGACAAGCCCGGCGAGAGCACAGUGCCGCCCAAGCAGGAGAGCUUGGAGGCCGUGAAGGAGGAGCAGGAGGAGACGAGCCAGCCGAAAGAGGAGGCGGACGGAGGAGGCGCAGCGACCGCCAGCACAGAGCAGACAGAGGAGGUGAAGGAGGUGAGAGAGGAGAGCACAGCAGAGGAGGUGCAGCCGGAGGAGAAGGAGACAGAGGAGGAGAAGUCUAUCGGCAGUGCUGACACACAGCCUGUGAGAGAGGAGAAAGAGGGCGAAUUGGAGGUGGAGGAGAAGAAAGAGGAGGAGAAGAAAGAGGAAGAGCAAGUGAUCCAGCAGGAGGCGAGUGUGCUGUCAACGCUCAAAGUCAACAAGAAGAUGAAGAUGGUGGUGGUGUGUCACGUGACCCUGCUGGAUGGCAGCCAGUUCUCCUGUGAGGUGGAGAAACGGGCGAAAGGCCAGUACCUGUUUUUUCAAGUCUGCGAUCACCUGAAUCUGUUGGAGAAGGAUUACUUCGGCCUGAGCUUUAAAGACAACACCGAGCAGAGUUGCUGGCUGGACCCCACCAAGGACAUCAAACGGCAGAUCCGCAACUCUCAGUGGCAGUUUGUGUUCAGUGUGAAGUUUUACCCUCCGGACCCGUCGCAGCUGACUGAGGACAUCACGAGGUAUCUGCUGUGCCUCCAGCUGAGGCAGGACAUCGCGUCGGGCCGGCUGCCCUGCUCCUUCGUCACACACGCUCUCCUGGGCUCCUACACCCUGCAGGCGGAGCUCGGGGACCACGACCCCGAGGAGCACCGUCUGGACUACAUCUCAGACUUCCAGUUCGCCCCAAACCAGACCAAGGAGCUGGAGGAGAAGGUGGUGGAGCUGCACAAGUCCCACAGGGGAAUGACUCCAGCCCAGGCAGACACCCAGUUUCUGGAAAAUGCCAAGAAGCUCUCCAUGUACGGUGUAGACCUGCAUCACGCCAAGGACUCUGAGGGAGUGGAUAUCAUGCUGGGAGUGUGUGCAAACGGUUUGCUAAUCUAUAAGGAUCGUCUGCGGAUAAACCGCUUUGCUUGGCCCAAAAUCCUCAAGAUCUCCUACAAACGCAGUAACUUCUACAUCAAGAUCAGGCCAGGAGAGGCCGAGCAGUUCGAGAGCACCGUCGGCUUCAAGCUGCCCAACCACCGGGCCGCCAAAAGAGUUUGGAAAGUCUGCGUUGAGCACCACACCUUCUUCAGGUUGGUUUCUACUGAACAGCCCACCAAGACCAAGUUCCUGACUCUGGGCUCUAAGUUCCGCUACAGCGGCAGAACGCAGGCGCAGACGCGACAGGCCAGCUCCCUCAUCGACCGGCCCACGCCCUACUUCCAGCGCACCUCCAGCAAACGCAUCUCUCGCAGUCUUGAUGGAGCUCCUGUGGUGAACGUGAAUGAUUACAGUCAAGCUGCAGGCGCUGGAGAGAACGGCCCGGCUCUGGAGCUCAACUCUGACUCUAAGAGUCCACAGGUGGAGGUCAUGGAGAAGCCAAACGCGGAUGCAGCCACUUCUAUCAGCUCUGAAACGGCCUUUGAGACGGAUGGCGCUGGCGCUCCUGAGAGAAAGAGCAAGUUGAGAGUGCAGGGGGAAAAUAUAUAUGUCAGGCAUAGCAAUUUAAUGUUGGAGGACUUGGAUAAGACCCAGGAGGAUGUGUUGAAGCAUCAGGCUAGCAUUAGCGAGCUCAAGCGCAGUUUUAUGGAGGCUACGCCCGAGCCCAGGCCCAGUCAGUGGGACAAGCGCCUGACGGGCAGCCCUGCCACCUCCCUGCGCCUGCAGGCUCAUGGGGUUCCACAGAAAACCCCUCCCCGUCCUGAGACGGACAUCAGAGACGCCAGCAAGAGCGCAGAGGGUAAACCCGAAGUCAGCGACCAGCCAGAGGUCAUAGAGGUCGUGGAAGAGACCGUUGUCAUCGAGGAAGUCGUCAAAGCCAAACCCAAAAGCCCCGCCCCUGAGGCGCCGGUUACCGUGGAGACGGAGGUCAAGGAGGAGAGGAGUUUAUCGUCAGACAGCGAGAGCGAAGAGGAGGCGGAGUACCACGCUCAGCCGCCCAGCACGAGCAUCUCCGCCCAGCAGAUCAAAGAAGAGCCCGAGGAGGAACAGGAGGCGGUGCUUACUCAACAAGCCCCGCCCUCUGUGGUAGAGUCACAGCCAAUCACAGAAGCAGCUGAGCCCGGCCCUGCGGCGGAGGAAGAGAAAGCAGCGCAGCCUCAUGAGGAAGAGCGUACAGACGAGCCGCUGCUGACACUAGACGAAGCUCCCAAUGGACACGCCCCCCAAGGCGAAGCCCCGCCCACUCCCCAAACUGCUGCCGCCGAGGAGGAGGAGCCUCACAUCGUGAACGGCAGCGCCUCUCGCGUCGAAACAGAGCACCUGCCGCAGGUUAUUUGUUAUUCGGAGGUAAUUGACAUCCCGAGCUGAGACGGCCGCCUACGCUUCUCCUCAUCUCCUCUUCCUUUUCCCACUCCUUCCUCCUUCCUGGACGAAGAUCCUGCUUUAUCUGCGCAAGGCUGAAACCUCUCUCUAGCCUGUUUUAAAGGAAGCGAUUGCAGUAUAAAUGAAAGAGUCUUAAUGUUUGUCUUUCCAUCCUCUCGCCUUUUAAGUUGAUUUUUUUAUUCCAUCCUACUCAGCUACACACACAUAUAUAAACACAAUAUUCAGAGUCGCUGCAUGCUGGGGCUUGUAUCUUGUGCGCUGCAUGUCGUGUAUCGUUGCAUGGAGCUUUGUGGUGCAUGUUUAAUCUAGUGUACUUGAUAUCAUAAUUAUAUGAUAAGUGCGUUUACAUUGAUUCUUCGCUCUGCUGGUAGAGAGAAAGAGCAGCAUAAACUUCAGUAAUGCCACUGAAAUGAUUUGAUUGCACAGAUAAAUAGCACACAUCUUAAGUAUUGAUAGAAAUAAAAGCGCAAUAUAUUGACAUCUGAUAUCGUAUCCACACAGCGCUGUGUUUUUGUGCGUUUGCAUGUGUGUGUCGUCCUGUAAACACUGCCAAAGAUCACAAAACCAAAACUGCACUAAUGUACCGUCACAGGGACAUUUGGAAACUUUUUGGCUUUUUUUCUGGUUUGUAGGCUGCAUGCGUUAUACCAAAGACGUCUAGUUUAUAGUGGUGUUUCUUUGAGCUGCUUGAGCUUCCUCUCUGCGUUGUG